AUGGAGCACACAGCCACACCUGGGGGCCCGGGGCUCCCUUGUAGCCACAGGCAGGCCUUGGCCCUGUACCAGCACCUCUUUAGAUGCCCUGCAAGCCCGGGCCAGCUCCAGGCUGCCCUGCAGCAGGUGCAAGAGAGUCGGGCCUGUCGAUCAGGACUGGAGCUCCCCACUGUGUUGCUGGAGAUGGAGCGGAGCCGGCGGGCCCAGCAGCAGCUGCUGUGGGACUUGGAGCUGCUGACUGGGGCAGGGCUGAGCCUCUUCUGGCCCCCCUGGGCCAAGUUCUGUGGUCUGAGGGACCAGGCCCAGUGUGUACGGAGUCAGUGCGGCAAGCCCCAUGGUGGGACAGGCGGGGGCCCUGAGCGGCGGACCAGCUGGGCUUCUUGGUUCCAGUUCAGGUGGAAUGUGUGUGAGGGGCUGGGAUAUGAGCAGAGGGUUCCUGACAUUGUUCUUUCUCCCUCAGGUUGCUUACUAGAGCCGAACCCCACCAUCAGCAGUAGCUUUGGGGACCCAGGAAGCUCUGAGUUCAAGGACCUGGCCCAGAGGGGAGAGAGGAGACAAGCAGGACCUACAACCCAGAGGCCCUCCACAAGCCUAUGGGGGAGGAAGCUCGCUCAGGGAGCCCCAAGGCCCUCAGGCCUGCCCUCCCAGGGCCUGUCAGAACCCCAAGAUCCCCCUGUGGGGCGGGGCGGGAGCCUGGGCCAGGAAAGAGCAGAACUUCAGAAACUGCUGAGGACUGAGAUUCCUCAGAGGCAGAGACAGGAGGAUUCCCAAGAGCAUAAACAGCGUCCCCAGGGUCGGAAAGGGGAGGCCCCCAGCGGGGAGAGCGAAGAAGUUCCUAAGAGACAGAGAGAGAAGAUACACCAGGGUCAGAGUGGGGAGGCCACUGGGGCUCUGGGGGAGGAAGUCUCUGUGUACCCCCGGGGGGAGGCUCCCCAGAGUGAGAGGAGCGAGUCUCCUCAAGGUCAAAGAGGAAACAGCCCUCAGUGCCAGAGAAAAGAGGUCCUCCAGGAGCCGAGGAAGGAGACUCCUCGGGGCGGGGAAGUGAAGGCCCUUCAGACUUCGCCAGGCCGCAUCUCACAAGCCUGGGAGGUGGCUGAGGGAGAGGCGCCUACACAGCCCCCCGAGGAAGGCGCCUCCCUGGGAAUUUCUAGGGAUGUCUGCCGGUCCCUGGGAGAACAGAAGCCUCAGCCUGGGGGAAGGGAGAGCCCUGGCUCCGGUGAUAGGACCACCCAGCUGACGCAGGACAAAACUGACGGCGGGAGCCAAGAGUCGGCACCGGCCGCGGGAGAGCCGAGGGCCGUCCGGGAGGGGGCGCGGCCUCCCUUUCCACCCCGGAGGCUUCCGGCCCGGCCGCGGCUCCCAGGCCCAGGGGCCGAGCCGCUAGCGGCCCCAGGCACCGGGGGCUCGGGGCAGCAGGAGCACCCCGCGGCUCUCCCGGGGCGCCCAGGGCUGCUGCGCGACCCGCACGGGCUUCAGGACCCGGAGGGAAGCCCGGGCCCGGCGGAGCAGGUGCGCGGCGGCUCCGCUAGGCUCCUGGGCGCCGUCGGGGAGCGGGGGGGCGGCGCGGAGGCCCCCGAGGCCUCGAAGGCCGCGUGGCCCGCGCUCCCCGGCCGGGAGAAGGCGUCGGCGGGCGUGAGCGCGGCGCAGCAGGAGACGGCUCUGCAGCGGCUGCUGGAGCUGCACCGCGCGGCCCGGCGCCGGCGGCGGCAGGCCCGCGAGCAGCAGCGGCUCCGAGUCUUGGAACGCCUCCGCCUCGCCAGGAACCGCCACUGCCGGGUGCACCCUCUGGGGCCCCCAUCCUGCCCAGCCCAGCUCCCGCCACAGGAACACCCAGAACUUCCAGCAGCUACUGUGGCCCCCUGGCGCCGAGGAGCCUUCGGCUGGAGAGGAGCGCUCACCCUUCCCAGCCCCCUCUCCCCCCUCUCGUCCCUGCUGAAUCCUCAUAGGGAUGAUUAGAGAGAUGAGGAUUAAGGAGAACGCAAGCCGGCAACCUGCAGGCCCGCAAAGGGCAGAACAGAGGUAGUUCCAAGAAAGGCCCAGAACUUUGCCUCAGGGCCGGGGAGGCCAGACACACAGACACACGCAGCAGCUUCAGCCGCACCAGGAGGCGUGUUAUUUCUUCUUCCCUCCCCUAAGUCCACUGCCCGGCCAUUGUCAGAGCGCCAGGUCCUGAGGGUCAAGCAGCGAGAAGGCCCCAUUCUUUCGGAAGAACGAUUCAGUGCGGCACAUCUUACGGGAGACCAGUUCUUGCUUCACUGGGGGGCCUGUGGUAAGAUGUCAGAGGCCAGGAAUGGGUCCUGGGAAAGGGAACCAUGGGAGCCCUGCCUGUGGAGCCCUGGAAAUCUGCCUGUACUGUAUCCACUUUGGACGUGUGGAGGAAUAAAAGGUGCUUCUGAGCAACA
This is a messenger RNA of Callorhinus ursinus (northern fur seal), 2402 nucleotides long. NCBI's taxonomy places the organism in Eukaryota, Metazoa, Chordata, Mammalia, Carnivora, Otariidae. The record is from RefSeq and is a predicted model, not a curated record.